CUCCCCCCUUCCUCGCGCCGCCGAAUGACGCUCGACGGCUCCGAGACGGGGCUGAGGUACACCGUGGAGGCGUACGUCGGGAGCGGGACGUUCAGCAGGGUCUUCCGCGUCCGGGGGGCGGCCGCCAGCCGCGGCCACCCGGCGGGGCAGGGGGGCAGAGGGAGCGCCGGCUCAGAGACAGCGGAGGACCGCGUCUACGCCGCAAAGGUGAUGCGGAAGAGCGACGCCUACAUCCGGGGUACACCUCUGACGGGCCAAGGGAGGGGCAGAUCUUGCAGAAGCUGGAGCGGGUCCAGCGGGAUCGGGGCCAGGACGUGUUCACCAUGAGGUGCUUCGAUUCGUUCGCCACCAGAGACGACGCCGGCGAGGAGUACUGGUGCCUCAUCCUCGAGUGGCUGGACGCCUCGCUCUACGACGUCGUGAGGGCCAACGGCAACCGGGGCCUGCACCUGGCCAUGGUCCGUGUGAUGCUGUCGCAGCUCCUGGAGCAGCUCUCCGUCCUGCAGGAGUUCGACUGCACCCACACGGACAUCAAGCACAAGAAUUGCUGCCUCGCAGACACCCGGCACUUCCUGCUGCCCGCCAGCGACAGGGGCAGGGGCACCAUGAUCUUGGCGAGGCCGCACGCCAAGCUCAUCGACUACGGCAACGCGGUCUUCGAGGGCGACAGGAAGGCGCACCCCAUCCACACGAAGCAGUUCCGCGCGCCCGAGGUCCUGCUCAACGCGGCCCAGGGCUGGGGCCCCCCCAGCGACGUGUGGACCCUGGGCGUCACCGCGGCCUUCCUGCUGUCAGGGCGGCUCCUCUUCAACUCGCACGAGCCCGGCGAGCUCGUGCGCGCGAUGGCCGAUGCUCUCGGGCCGUUUCCCGCCGCCCUCUUGGCGGGCGCCCGCGACGGGCGCGCGCGCCGAGCCGCGGAGCAGGCCAGCGCGGCAGCGCGGGACCCUCCACGGCUGGCGGAGCAGCUGGGGCUGGGCGGCUUCGGCGAGGGCACCCCGGAGGCCGCGUGCGCCGACCUGGUGCGGCGGAUGCUGUCGCUGGACCCCGCGGAGCGCAUCGACGCGAAAGCCGCGCUGCGGCACCCGUUCCUCGCCGCCGGGCUCCCCGCGCUGCCGCAGCGGCCGCGCGGCGCGGAGCUCCGGGCGCUGAGGCCCUCUGCGCCGCCCGCCGCGUCCGCUUCCGCACCCGCCGCCCCGGAGCCCGCGGCCCCGCUCACGGCGGCGGCGGGCGAGGGCGCGGCGCGCGGGGAGGUCUCGCCGAGGCGGAGCAGGCUGACGCGGCCCGGCCAGUCGCCCGCCCCAGCGGAAAAAGAUGCGCUCUCGGCCACGGGACCCCGCGUGCUGCACCACUCGUCUGGCGCGUUCCCUCGCGAGUGCCUGUGGGUGGGCGGGUCUGGACGUGAGGUGUAG
Molecule: messenger RNA, 1409 nt
Organism: Prorocentrum cordatum
Lineage: Eukaryota; Dinophyceae; Prorocentrales; Prorocentraceae
Source: the annotation of a GenBank genome assembly